Messenger RNA from Stylonychia lemnae, 1449 nucleotides. Lineage: Eukaryota; Ciliophora; Spirotrichea; Sporadotrichida; Oxytrichidae. The record is from the annotation of a GenBank genome assembly.
AUGAGAUUAAGUAAAUUGAUCCAAGAUCUCAAGAUAAAAAGACACUUACGAAUGAUUGACUAGUCACCAAUCUUGCUUAGAUCCGACUUAGAACAAAGUCUACUGAUGAAUUAUGUCACAAGAAUAUAGGAAAGAAGAGAGCGUAGGCACGUAAAUGAAUAUGCUGAUAGGAUUGAUAAAGAAUUUAAUGCAGAGUAAAACAUGGCUUACGAUUGCCCAGUUGAAGAAAUAUUUAAGAAGCUAAAUUUUACUACUAAUAAAAUGACGAGCAAUUUGAAUUAAAAUGGUUAAAUUACAACCAAUAAUAAGGACUUAAGUUUCAACGACUUCACAAAUGCUUAUUAAAGUAAUAUUGCUAAUACUUAAUCUACAUUCAAAUAAUAAUAAGUUAUUGGGCAGAAUAAUACUAUUAACUAAAGUGCAUAAAAUAAAAGAUUGAGAGUAAAGGGGGAUGAAUAAGUUCUCAAAAGACAUAAAAGUUAGUAAGACCGCAAUAAGUAGAAGAAUAAAAACAUGAUGUAAAAAAAAAUUUUAGAAAAUGAUCCAUUUAAGUUGAAUAAUUAAAAUAGUUAAAGUAAAAUCAAAGAUAAUUUAUCAAGGCUGCUAUAAAGUACAUAAGAUCAAACUAGUAAUGCAGAGUACUUUUCUUUAUUGAAUAAAACAGAUUUUUCAAUGAAUACCACUGUAAAUCAUACAUUCUAAACUACAAGUCGCGAAAAACCAUAAAUUAGAAAGAGAGUUUAGCUUUUUAAAACAGACAGAGGAGCAGACAAUUCUCAACUAAAUCAUAAUAAAGAUGAUUCUUAUGUAUAUGGUGAAUAAGACAUUGUUUCAAAUCAAUAAAAAAAUCUAGUCUUAGAUACGAGUAUCACAAGAAAUAUGAGGUAGUAUUAAACAGAAAGACCAAAAUCAUCCCUCACUCAGAUGUCUAAAACGACAAAGCAUCACACAUUUAAGCUUCAGUUUCAAAAGAAAGAACUUAAAAGAAAGGCGAACAUUAAACCUGUUAUUCAUUUCAAGCCUAACCUGGCAGCUGUACCUGCAUUAUUUCCUAAAGGAUGUUUAACUUGUGGAGGUAGAAACUAAUAAGUAAUGUAUCAUGGAGAUAGACAUAUAUGUUCAAGAUGUAAACCCACAAUAUAGUGCUUUGAAACUGGAAAAUUCGUUGAUGUAUUCCUAUCUAAAAUUGGAUCUAUAGUGGUUUUGAAAAAGCAAUCAUAAAAUGACGAAACUACUAAAGUUAUAUUUAUGAGAGAAGAAAACAUUCUACUAGAUAACAUUAAAACUUGGAUAAAAGAAAAUCCAGGGAAAAAAUUUAAAGGCUAAACUUUACCUGCUAACAAGAAUCUUGACUACGGAGAUUACAUGAAUCUAAAAAUAUACAAUCUUGGUUGCUAUGCAGCCUUAGCUGGCGAUGGUAACCUUAUAAUGCUUUUGAAAGAUUACUGA